CCAGUUUUAUUAUUAUUUUUAUAUAAACGAUAAUUGUAUCAAAAUUUAUGAUUUUCACACACACACACACACACACAUCUCUUGCCAUCCAGUGCCUGUUUGACGACCAUCUUUUUUUUAUUUAUUGUUCCGAAACCGUGACCAGUUUUUUGUUGUUGUUGUUGUAUUUUUCAAUCAAUCUGAUAUAUUUUUGGAACAAUACCACAGAAAAUUGUCCAGACAAUCCAGUCAAUAAUUUGAAUUAGAAUAAUUGAACACCGUAAUCAAACAACAAUCGGUCAAUUGAACAUCACGAUAAACAACAAUCAUCAACAAAUAUACGCUGCUACGACAGCCAAAAAUUUAUUUUUGGAAAAUUGAACUAUCCCGAAACGCCUAUAUUUGAAUUUCAAAUUUGUUCCAUUUCCCACCACCACUACUAUCACCAUCAUUAUCGUCAUUUGAAUUUUUGAAAUAAUCAACUCAACUCUACAUACACUGUGAAAAAUAAACACGUAAUAAUGUCAUCAUCAUCAACAACAACAAUGGCGACAACAACAAAUGUAUCACCAUUACUAUGUAAAAGAAUUAGAAAAUUUCUAAUUGAUUAUCAAUGUGAAAUACGAUAUAGAAAAAUGAAUCCACCAUCAUCAUCAAUGAAAUCAAAUACAUAUGAUUCAUCAUCAUCAUCAUCAAGAAUAUUUUCAUCAUUAAUGGCUGCUGAUCCGACCACAGCGAAUGCAUUGCAAACAUCAACAGUUGUAUUACGGAAAAAGAAUAAAAAUAAAAAAAAUUCAUCAUUCGAUGGUAUACCAAUAUCAAAUUAUCGUAUACAUUCAAAUAAUUUAUAUGCUGAAAUAUUUGAUUGGAUAUAUCAUUUUUUAUGGCUAAAAAAUUGUCCAAUUGAACUAGCUACAAUUGUUGCCAUCAAAAUAGCCACCAGAAUGAGUCAAGAAAUUAUAAAUGAAUUUAAUCAUUCGUUGAUGAUUAAUAAUAACAAUAACAACAACAAUAAUCAUCAAUUGAAUAAUAAUAAUAACAAUUAUGACGAAUUACAAAUGGACAAAUCACCUGCAUUAUCAUCACCAACAAUAUCAUCAUCAACAACAACGACGAUGAUGAUGAACGAUUCAAUGUCAAUGAUGAUGAUGAUGGAUAAUAAUAAUCAAUCAACAUCAACAACAACAACGAUUGGUGGCCCAUCUAUGGAACAACGAUCUUCAUUAUCAACUGGUGCACUUUGUUCAGUGGAUUUAUCACGUCAAUCACGUGAAUUGAUGGAUGAAUGUCUUGAUGAUUUGGGUAAUAAUCCAGAUCGUGCCAUAUCGAUGGUCAAUGAUUAUCUGGAUAAUAAUAAUGCUGUGAAUGAUGAUGAUGAUGGUGGUGGUGGUGGUUCUUUGGCUAAAAAUGAAAUGACAAAUAAUAACAAUCAAUCGAUGAUAUUACCAUUUACAACAUCUGUUUCGGCUAUCAAAAAUCGACGACAAUCAAUGGAAGAUCGACAUAUUAUUAUACAGAAUUUGAAUAAAGCAUUAGGUUUAACGUUACCAAAAACCUAUAGCUAUUAUGCAAUAUUUGAUGGUCAUGCUGGUAUUGAUGCUGCUAGCUAUUCAACGGCACAUUUACAUCAUUAUCUGGUUGAAAGUGAUGCAUUUAUAAAUGGUGGCGAUAUGAUGGAACAAGCAUUUCGUGAAGCAUUUCAUAAAACAGAUGAACUGUAUAUAAAACGUUUACGUGAAGAUGGUGUUGAUAAAUUGAAACCAUCCGGUACUACAGCACUUUGUGCACUUAUUGAAGAUAAUAAAACCGUUUAUCUAGCAUGGGCUGGUGAUUCUCAGGCUGUAUUAGUUCGUAAUGGUUGCCAUGAAGAGAUCAUGUUACCACAUAAACCAGAUAUGGAAAGUGAAAGGAUUCGUAUACAGGAUCAAGGUGGCCUUGUUAUCUAUAUGGAUACAUGGCGUGUAAAUGGUAUUCUAUCGGUUACACGUGCUAUUGGUGAUCCAGAACAUAAAGCAUUAAUUAUUGCUGAUCCAAGUUUCUCUUCAUUUGAAAUUGAUCAAUCAUUAGAUUUUCUUGUGCUUGGUUGUGAUGGUCUUUUUGAUCAUUUGAAUGGACAAGAUAUUACAUCACAUGUAUUUGAAUAUCUAUGUAAAAAUGAAAAUAAUGAUCCAGAAACGGUUAUUGCUGGAGUAUCGGCAUACUUAUCCGAACAGGCUAUCCAAGAAGGUUCUGGUGAUAAUAUUACAUCGAUUGUUAUUUUCUUCAAACCAUUUGAACAAUUGGUUGCCACUGGAUUUCCAUCUACGGCAACAACAAUGACUAAUCAUGAUGAAGAAUCAAUUGUAAAAUCAGAAGAAAAAAUGGAUUUAACUAAUGAUUCUGAUGGCAAUCUGUCAAUGAUAGCAUCACUUUCCACAAAAAAUGGUGGUCAUUUUCCAUAUACAGAUUUUUCUGAAUUACCAAUUGGAACUAAGUAUCGUUUGACAUCGAAUGAAAAUCCAUCACCGAUGGAUAUUGUUGAAUCAUCAUCAACAACACCAGUACCACCAGAACAACCACCAACAACGCCUACAACCGAAUCGAUUGUUCCCGAUACGAUCGAUACUAUGGAAAAUUUGAAUAAUCGAAUCGAUAAUAUGGAAUCUUUAUCAUCAUCAUCAUCAUCGUCAUCAUCAAUGAUUGUAAUGGAAUCAGAAUCAAAAAUUAUUGAUAAUGAACAACAGCAUCAACAACAACAAUUUGAACAACGACAAGAACAUCCAAUGAAAUUUAAUGAUAAUGAUGACGAAGAUGAAUUAAAUACAUUCGAAACAACAACAACAAUUAAUAAUAAUAAAAAUAAUAACAACUAUGAUGAAAGCGAUGAUCUUGGUGAUGAUGAACGUUGUCAAGAUGAAUUUGAUUUCGUGCCGGCUACAACAACGACAACCACAACUGAAAACAAUAACAUGGCAUCAAUCGAUGCCGGUAAUUGUAACGAGAUUAUUGUUGAUGAGCAACAACUAAAAAUCAACAACGAAAAUAACAUUAUCUGUAUUGGUGAUGACAAAUACGAAAACAAAGCUGAAAGAGAAGAAUUAAUAAUGGAAAAAACAUUAUUACCUGAUUAUAAUAAUGAUGAUGAUGAAGAUGAUAAUAAUAGUAUUAGUAAACCUUCGGCAAAUACAACAAUUAUUGAUACUUCAUCAAUAUAUCCAAUUAAUAAUGAUGGUAGCAAUAUUAUGGAUAUGGAUGAUCAUUCUUUUACAAUUGAUUCAAAUGAAGUUCCAUUAUCUACGUUUACUGAUCCAACAUUGAUUAAUUCACCAAUUAAUGAUUCUGCUAAUAAUAAUGAUACCGGUGCAGUGAUGAUGAAUGAUUUUAUGUUUGCCAAUCAAAUUUCAUUCAAUGAUGAAUCCAAUGAUUUGAUGAUUCAAACAGAUUAUACAAAACCGAUGGAAAAUUUACCUGGUUCAUUGAUAACACCAAUAACAACAACAACAACUAUUGGAUCACAAUUAUUUGAAAUGGACAAUGAUCCUAAAUUGGAUGAAAAAUUGAUUGAUUCCGAUUUUCCGCAAGCUCAAGCUGCUGCUGUUGCCACUGUUAUUACUAAUGAUGAUUAUGAUAUUCAACAAUCAAUGAAUACUACUAGCCACGAAGAAAAAAUGAAUGAUAUUAUUAAAGCACCAGUUUCCCAAAACAUCAGUGAUGGUAUUAUUGAUCUGAAUAAUGAUGACAAAUCUAUUCCUAAUGGAGAUUUAUUUGGCAAAUUAGACGAUAAAAUAGUCAAUGAUAUUGAAGAUUCUAAAAUGCUCAUAUCGGAAUCAUCAUCACCUGUAAUUGAUAUGAGUGAUAAUAAUGAUGAUGUUAAUCGAGUUAAAAGAUCUGUACCUGAAUUUGUGGAGACUAAUUUGGAUGAAUAUUCAGUGGCUCCGUUAUCAGUAUUGAAUGAAGAUAAAGUUCAGCUUCCUUUGGUUGAACCAUUAGCAGUUGAUGAAAAGAAAGAAAUUGUUUCGAAAGUAGAGGAAAUUCCAGAAAAAGUUUUGGAACAAGUUCCAGUCGUGGUUACUUCAGAAACUAUACCUGCUUCUGUUGCUCCUGUUACUGUUCCUGUCAAAAGUACUGUUCCAUCAAAAGCAACAAUCAAAACCGCUGCUCCAUCAACAACAACAACAACAACGACAACAGGUAAAACAUCGAAUAACAAAACUGUUGCUGGUACAAAAACUUUAGCACCAAAAACAACGGCUACCACUCGUCCAGCAGUAUCAUCUCGUUUAACAACUGCUACUAAAUCUUCAAAUAACACAAAAACAACAACUGGAAGCAAACCGGCAGCAAUAACUAAAACUGGUGAUAAAAAACCGGUGACAAGUACCGCAUUGUCAUCUCGAUUGACAUCGACUAAUCGGUCCACUGGCUUAACAAAUCGUCCAACUGCAUCAACUAGAACGACAACUACAAGUGGAACUACUACAGUUGCUGCCGCUAAGCCAUCACGAACAGCUUUGACAAAUCGUUCAACAACAACGUUGAAGACUACGGCCACAACUGCUAAAUCUACAUUGAAUAAACCGGCUACCACUUCAACUUUGACUACCGCACCAAAAACUACACGUGCUACAACGACGGCGGUACCAAAAACAACUUUGAAACCAAAAACAUCGACAAAUUCCGCUUCAACUGGCAGUAGUAUUGCGGCAAGAAAACCACUGUCAACUUCCGCUUCAACUGGCAAUAGUAUUGCGGCAAGAAAACCACUGUCAACUUCUACUACAGCAACAAAAGUUGGAUCGAUUCGUCCAGCUGCUACUACCAAAACAUCCACCACAACACCAGGUACCACGGCUUCAAAAGCGGCAACAAACUUAUCGAAGCAACGAACAACGACCACAACCAUGUCAUCUACAUUGAAAAAAACAACAACCGCUACGGCUAAAACAGGUGUUCGUAAUAAUAAUACUCAAAAUGAUGUGAAAAAAUCUGUACCGAAAAUUCCUAAAUCAUCAUCAACCAUGACUGCAACUAAAAAUGGCAUAAGUAAUGGUACUGCUGCAAAUACUGCUGUACCAAAGCCACCAUCAACAUUAACAACAACAAAUUAUGCACAUAAACGUAGCAGUCUAAUUAGUCCGGAAAAUUCAUUGAAACAAGAAUUGGAAGAAGCCGCUUUGAAUGAAAUGAAUGCAUUGACAGCCGCAACAGCAGCAACAUUAGCCACAUUGAAUGGAUCGAAUUAG
This is a messenger RNA of Dermatophagoides farinae (American house dust mite), 5201 nucleotides long. NCBI's taxonomy places the organism in Eukaryota, Metazoa, Arthropoda, Arachnida, Sarcoptiformes, Pyroglyphidae. The record is from RefSeq and is a predicted model, not a curated record.